Messenger RNA from Penicillium crustosum, 1704 nucleotides. RefSeq names its product F-box domain protein. NCBI's taxonomy places the organism in Eukaryota, Fungi, Ascomycota, Eurotiomycetes, Eurotiales, Aspergillaceae. The record is from RefSeq and is a predicted model, not a curated record. Gene Ontology annotation, molecular function: protein binding. The transcript has 2 exons. Bases 1 to 1704 code for a protein of 567 amino acids.
AUGUUACUUCAACUUCCCACAGAGCUGAUACAGCUGGUUCUUCGGAACUGCGACACAUCAGCCUACUUCCAGGCAGCCUUUUCAAGCCGUAGGCUGUAUGAGAUCGCCUCCAACAGCCGAGAAGUCAUCAUUCAUCAGCUACAUAAUACUCCUGGUUGGAACGAUACAAUUGAUGCCAAUCAUACUAGGCAUCUGUUUGGCGAGUUAAUGAGACGGUCUUACGAACAAUUAGAUGGCGCAGAGCAUUACGCCAAUCCCACCUAUGAGUAUCAAGACGGAGUGAUUGACUACCAUGCAUCGACAAUUGAGGCAUCGGAAGAUGGCAUUCGAGCACUGCUCGUCUUCAAAGGCCACAGUACUGUCCGCCUGAUUGACAUGAGAGAUGGAGAUCGAACUGAAGUCCAAUUGAAAUCCCCGGGAGAGAAUAUUGGGGAGGUCGAGAUCAUCCAGACUGCCUUUGAUGGAAACCGCGGGGUCUACGUGUUGCACCGAUUCAAACCAUUUUUAGAUCAAGAGCUGGAUACAGACCAUCCAUUUGUCAAACACGCCCUGGAGUCUCGCCUCAACGGGAGUAUUCACCUGGCCCACCAUCAGUUGAAUCCCCGGGCAAACAUCAUUCGAAUGUAUGACUUUCCCGAAUCCCGAGAUUAUAGGCCACUGGCUUUGUCCGUUGCCAACGGCAAAUUUGCAAUAUCAUGGCGAAACACGCUCGACCCCUUUGAUCAUGAGGUCGUUCUUUAUACCUGGCUCUACGACGACGAGGACGGCGAGGACGACGAAGUUGAAGACGACGAGGAUGAAGAUGAUUUGAACGAAGGCGUUAUGGAAGAAAGCAAGGGACACAACCCCUGCAACAUUAUCCGUGCCGCUUACGAAGCUUACGUCUUGACCAGCUCCAACGAUCAAGACCCAGAUGUCCGUUCUUCUCAGAGAAUAGGCCCUGCGACGAGGUUAGCAUUCAAUGAUCGAGACUUUCAGUUGCUCUAUCACUACCGAGCUCAAAACAUCUAUGGUGCCUUUCAGAGACUUGAUCGCCUUCCUGGCCGCCCAGGCGAGCCAAAGCCGCAUGUUAAUAAGAAUGCAUGCACUGUGCAGUUUUCGCCCUCCCUUUCGCUUCAAUUCUCAAUUGGAAUACCAUUUUUCGGUACCCAUGAGCUCGGCGAUAUAAACCAGGGAGAACAGUGUCAUUGGCAGUACCUCGCCUUCGGAAUUGCCACCCAUCGCGUGGAAAAAUGGACUGUGGCAUGUCUCCUGAAGUCUGAAUCAUAUACUGGUCCGCGGUGUACCCAUGUUUUGAAUCUCGACCGCGGAAGGCGUUUCGACAACUGGCAGAUCAUGGCACAACUUGGGGGAUUCCGAGAAGUGACAACUUCGCAUGGAUCUCCGGUGGCAACUUCGCGUCGUGGAACUCGUGUUGCUGUCGCUAACUGGAAAACGCUCUAUGUAUGGGCACUGAAUCCGUCAGAACUGAUAGAAGACAAUGGAACCGGAUUUUACCCAUUAUCGUGGGAAUCCUCUACGGGUGCCAUCGAGUUGCGACCAGUCAUCCUCCAGUUAGAGGCCGUUUGCUCUCAAUUGCAUUUCACUGAAAAGGAAGACGAGCUGGUCGCGAUUACUGAUCGUGGAGUGAUGUUCCUAAACAUCGGUUAUAGUGGAAAAUGCAAACAGCCUGUCAAAAGCCGGGGACAUGUCAAUAGUAUGUAA